Messenger RNA from Chelonus insularis, 519 nucleotides. RefSeq lists its product as uncharacterized. The record is from RefSeq and is a predicted model, not a curated record. Gene Ontology annotation, cellular component: mitochondrion; respiratory chain complex IV. NCBI's taxonomy places the organism in Eukaryota, Metazoa, Arthropoda, Insecta, Hymenoptera, Braconidae. The coding region runs from base 46 to 516 and encodes 156 amino acids. The transcript has 2 exons.
AUUUCUAAUAAAAAAUUACAUGUUGGAGAUAGUUUGUAAAUAAAUAUGGGUAUAGAAAUAUCAAAAGAUAAUUUUAUUCAAAAAUAUUUUUGUGAUGAUUGGCGUCCUUUUUGGCCAACUAGUGUUUCGAAAGAGUGUGCAGUACCAAAACCAACUCCACUGAAACCAGAAGAUUUUCCUCCAGAAAUGCGGAAGAAUUUCAAACAUACUCCUGGGGUUGACCCACGGUUUCAACAAACGGAUCAAACCCUUCGAUGUUAUGUCAUGUACACAGAUUUUUAUCGUUGUCAGAAAAUUUUAGGAGCAGACAACAAACCUUGUGAAUGGUUUAAAGAAACUUAUAAAGCUAUAUGUCCCAAUGAAUGGAUUGAAAAAUUUGAUUACAGGCGUACUCGAAAACCUUCAAUAUUUCCUUGGCAUAAAGGAAUAUCUCAAGGAGAUUUACCAGGACAUUGUUACGGAGAUGAUUAUGUGGACAAGAAACAAUUUAUGUCAAAAAGAAUAACACACAAUUAAAAA